CCCCAUUAAUAAAAGAACAAUAAUCCUAUUAUGUUUUCUCUUUUCCGCAGGACAGCAGUUGAAGUGGCAGAGUCGAGCUUGAAAGGUUCAGUUUUAACAAUUAACCAGUGCCAGAAUUUAAUCGACCCCUACUGAAAAACGAUCUUAUUUACCACCUAUUUCAUUCAACUUGACCAUGAAAUGUAGCUUUCAACAUGGAGGGUCUUCGCGAAUGGCAGAAGGAAUCCCUUAUGGUUGCUCUCAAUUCCAAAGCGGAUCUUGACAAAUGGGCCAUUGGUUGUGACAAAGACAUUGGAGGUUUUUCUGAAGCAAAGUUAGAGAUUACGGCUGAGGGCAAAGGCAAAUUUUCAGGAAAUAUUUCAUUGGAUUUACCCCUAGAUAAAGAAAUAAAACAGAGCGGAUACGCAGCAAUCCGUACCAAGCCGAGAAAGGAUACGUUAUUUGGUACACCAUGUUGGGAUACAAGCUUAUUUAGAUACUUGGCGUUACAUGUGAAAGGCGAUAAUAGAAAGUACUUUGUGAAUAUUCAGACAGAUGGUGUAGUAAAGACAGAUCUGUAUCAACACAGGCUAUUUUUGAGAACUCCCGGACAAUGGGAAACAGUAUUGAUACCUUUCAAAGAUUUUAUUUUGACGAAUAAUGGUGUAAUUCAAGAAGAUCAAAUUGAGAUGUUUCGAGAAAAGGUAAAGACAGUAGGAUUGUCCCUGAUGGACCGUCGAGAGGGCCCUUUUAGUAUAGAAAUCGAUUGGAUUAAGGCAAUGAAUACCGAGUUCACAGAAGGUGACAUGGAUCGUAUUCCACCAAAAAUGGAAAAGACUGACACAUCAUUUUCUUAAACUACAACUGCAAAUUUAACGUUGUCUUCUGUACAUAUUUGUGCCUUAAUUUGUAUUUUAACAAACUACCACUUUUUCCUCUGGGCAUGAAUAAAGGGGCGCUUUACUGAGUUCUAACGGAUGCAAUGUUGUUUGAGCCUUACAAA
Molecule: messenger RNA, 982 nt
Organism: Mycotypha africana
Lineage: Eukaryota; Fungi; Mucoromycota; Mucoromycetes; Mucorales; Mycotyphaceae
Product: complex I intermediate-associated protein 30-domain-containing protein
Exons: 2
Coding region: 195-836 (213 amino acids)
Biological process (GO): mitochondrial respiratory chain complex I assembly; mitochondrial electron transport, NADH to ubiquinone
Cellular component (GO): mitochondrion
Source: RefSeq, a predicted model, not a curated record